Molecule: messenger RNA, 1204 nt
Organism: Phodopus roborovskii (desert hamster)
Lineage: Eukaryota; Metazoa; Chordata; Mammalia; Rodentia; Cricetidae
Gene: CUNH11orf42
Product: chromosome unknown C11orf42 homolog
Exons: 3
Coding region: 71-1096 (341 amino acids)
Source: RefSeq, a predicted model, not a curated record
UUACCUCCCUGGGCAGCUUGGGGGUUCCUGCAGCAGCCACUACCUUACCCAACCCCUCCUACUCCCCAUCAUGUUGGUCAGUAACCCCCACCUGCUUACAUUGGAUGAAGCAGAUGCCACUUGGGCCCUCAUCAAAGAUAAGGUCAUCGAGGAGCGUUUUGGGUCCAAUGUAGUGGCAGUACCUUUCCUGUCGGAUGCAGCCUGCUAUGAUCUACUGGGCGUGCUAGUGAAACAGUCCCGUCCAGCCCACACGCGCCUAACUUUGCCAGGCCGACAGGGCAGAAGGGCACUGAAAUCAGUAGGGCUGCUACCAAAUCUUCUAGAACAGGCAGGGUCAGAGGGUGUCUUUGCCCACUGCACUCGGGAAUACUCACCAAAUGGCCGAGCCGAGAUAGCCUAUGAAGAAAUGCGAAUGUUGGAUGGGCAGCCCUGUCGCAUCCGCCUACAUAUGGGAGGCCUGCGCAAGAAGGUUGCCUUCCUGCUGCUACCACCAGGACAGGUGAGCCUACAGCAGAAUCUUCCCUGGCUCCGAAGCACCCACAGCAUCUACGUCAUCUACCAGGUCUUCUCCUGCACCUGGCUGCAGCUAGGGCUGUUACCUACAGCCCGUGAGCCCCAGCUACUCCGGUUACAGCGGCCACUACCUAUUGCUUUCUCCUGCCUCAAGUUUUCACUGCAGCCCAAGGGUGUGCUGGGACCACAGAAGUCUCUAACCAAAGACCCACUACCCCAAGGAGCUAACUGGGUUAGACCUAGCCUUAGCAUCUUAUCAACUCUGGCCCCUACAUCAGUACCUGCUGAUACCCUUGAAGUUGCUGAUGUAUCUCAACCUGUCCCAGCCCCACCUACACCUCCUCCCCAAGAAGGGCCAAAAGGCAGACCUACCAGAUUCUCCUAUAAGGGCCGAAACCCAUUCCGGAGGGGCCCCUAUAUGCUUUCAGGGUCUGUCCUCGGAGUUCGACAGCGACGAAUGAAGCUGAGGCAAGAGACGCAGGGGGCAAGGUCCCUAAGAUCUGACAUAGGGAUACUGGUCCCCAAUAAACAUCAGCUGCUGCACCCCCAAACCACCCUGGGCCUAUGUGCUUCUUCCUUCUAGGGUCCAGAAAAAUGAAGAGUCUCCACUUUCCCCUGAACAUCAAGUCCUCUCACCUUCUAAGAGUAAAGGGGCUAUCCUGAAACCCUAUUAUCAGUGUUACCACCAGAG